Manis javanica (Malayan pangolin) is the source of this 1564-nucleotide messenger RNA. RefSeq names its product transmembrane 4 L six family member 1 (gene TM4SF1). The record is from RefSeq and is a predicted model, not a curated record. NCBI's taxonomy places the organism in Eukaryota, Metazoa, Chordata, Mammalia, Pholidota, Manidae. Gene Ontology annotation, cellular component: membrane.
AAGAAAGAGGUUUCAGGAAUGGGCUGGGAAUUGCUUUUGCUUUCUCUGCCGACCAGCACACUCUCAUCUGAUCUGGGUCAGCACUGAGCUGCCGAGGGAAGGGGAAAAACCUCCCAGACUUCCUGACACCACCAUGUGCUAUGGCAAAUGCGCUCGAUGCAUCGGACAUUGGCUGGUGUGGCUCGCCGUUCUCUGCAUUGUAGCUAAUAUUUUGCUUUACUUUCCCAAUGGGGAAACUAGGUAUGCUUCUGAAAACCAUCUCAGCCGCUUCGUCUGGUUCUUUUCUGGAAUUGUAGGAGGAGGCUUGCUGAUAUUCCUGCCAGCGUUUGUCUUCAUCGGGCUGGAACAGGAAGACUGCUGUGGCUGCUGCGGGCAUGAAAACUGUGGCAAGAGAUGCGCGAUGCUGUCUUCUGUGCUGGCUGCUCUCAUCGGGAUUGCAGGGUCUGGCUACUGCGUCAUUGUGGCAGCCCUGGGCUUAGCGGAGGGACCACGGUGUCUCGAUCACUCUGGCCGGUGGAACUACACCUUUGCCAGCACCGAGGGGCAGUACCUCCUUGAUAGAUCCACGUGGUCCCAGUGCAUUGAACCCAAGCAUGUUGUGGAGUGGAAUGUCUCUCUGUUUUCUAUUCUCUUGGGACUUGGUGGAAUUGAAUUCAUUUUGUGUCUCAUUCAAGUAAUAAAUGGAGUGCUGGGAGGCAUAUGUGGCUAUUGCUGCUCUCGCCAACAGGUAAGGACCUGGGUGAAAAUCGAUAUGACUGCUAAGAGAUCCACCCCAAGACCGAACCACAGUCUUCCUUUAUUUCAUUGUAAUUUAUAUAUUUUACUUGUAUUAAUUUGUAAAACUUUGUACUAGUGUAUCAUAGUCCACAUAUUCUACUUUUAUAAGUGUGCAUAAAGACUGGCAUCUUCAUGUGAUGUCAGUGUUGGAACUUAGCAAAAAAACUGAGUGACGGGUCCUCAGCAUAUCUGAGAUAAACUCUGGCCUAAAGUAAUGUUUUUGAGAAACAUUACAAGGGUAAAUAUCACAUUCCAACUACUAUUGUAUAUAUAUAUGUGCAUGCAUUUAUUAAAUGAAAGAUUUCUAGUUGCUUUUUUUUAAGACCAUGAAGGAGAAAAUCCAACAACAUGAAAAGAUGUGUUUUUUUCACUGUUUAUAUGGUGUUUCCCAUUCAUAUGCCUGCAAAUCACUAAGAGGCCUUUUUGAAUUAUUUGUGUUCUGUGAGAGACAGGGACUUGGUGGGAGAAGGAGACUGACAGAAUGCAUAUACCCAGCCAAAUGAAUGCAUCAAAACAUGCAGUGUGGCUAGAUGCUGGGAGUUCUACCAGAUCCUGAAUUUUCCUAACACGUGGAAGGUUUUUUUGUCCUUCAAAGACAAGCACUAAGGAUCAUGUAUUUAAAAAGAGAAGGGAUGGUUCAUGGACAAGAAGAAAGGUGGGAAACGGAAUAAAGCAGUUGAUCAGCAUCAUGGGAAAAUGGGGAGGGGAAGAAGGAGCCAAAGGACCCUGAGGAAAUACCCCCAAAACUUGCUUGUUUACAUACAACAAAAUAAAGGAUUCAAUACUA